AUGAUCGGGGACGAGGCCUUCAUUGGAACACUGCAAACGAUAUCAAACGAAUCUACCAUGCGUCAAAUAGACGGAAAUACCGAGCUCGAAUCAGCGACGAGAUCAUUAAAGAUCAGUGCUCCUGAACGAAUUGCGAUCGAGUCCUGGGCUAGCGAGAUCUCGGCGUCCUGCCUGACAGAUUUGAAGCUGCAUAGCGGCCACGGAGCCAUCCGACUCGACGCCAAGUCCGUCUAUAUGAAGGGUCUGAAGACAGCGAUGCCAGUGCAAGGACAUUCGUCCAGAGAACAGCAACAACAGCAGCAGCAACAGCACUCCGGUAGAUCAUCAUCACCUCAUCAGAGCCAGAGGGAGACUACCAUCUAUCAGCUGUGUGCCUGUGCAAGUGGCAAGCUCUUUCUCGCCAGGCCGGAGGCCAGUUGUCAGGCGGACAAAUCGAUUUGCUAA
Molecule: messenger RNA, 444 nt
Organism: Formica exsecta
Lineage: Eukaryota; Metazoa; Arthropoda; Insecta; Hymenoptera; Formicidae
Product: zeta-sarcoglycan-like
Exons: 2
Coding region: 1-444 (147 amino acids)
Biological process (GO): cardiac muscle tissue development; heart contraction
Cellular component (GO): sarcolemma; sarcoglycan complex
Source: RefSeq, a predicted model, not a curated record